Messenger RNA from Osmia bicornis bicornis, 1434 nucleotides. RefSeq names its product spindle assembly abnormal protein 6 homolog. NCBI's taxonomy places the organism in Eukaryota, Metazoa, Arthropoda, Insecta, Hymenoptera, Megachilidae. The record is from RefSeq and is a predicted model, not a curated record. The coding region runs from base 1 to 1434 and encodes 477 amino acids. The transcript is spliced from 7 exons.
AUGCCAAAACUGAACAAGCUCCUGGUUACGUCAAUCAUCGCGGAUAUCAGAGAAUGCGUAUGUGUCGCGAACGAGAUAUAUUCUUGGGUCGGUGGUAUCGAACAUCUGUCAUGGAAAUUCCCUACGAAGAUCGCGAGGGACAUAAAUGCCAUGGAAAUUGUGAAGGAGUACGAAGGAACCGCAGGGGAAUUCUAUAUUCUUCUCCUGGAGCUGGCUUACGACAGAAUUCAAUUCGUUCUACGUUUGAUCGUGGAAUUCUUGGACAAGUAUCCCUUCAUAGAUGAUUUUUUCAAAGAAGUAACAUGUGUCAAUCGACCAAAUCAAAUCUCGUUGGCGAAUUUGUUAAGACUUGUCUGGGAUCGAUUAAAAACGAUACCUGAAUCGAUAUCCCGUCAGAUGGUGAAGAAUAGCCAGAAAGAGGCGGAAGAGUGCUUUACGCCCAAAGUCUCUCGAAGUUGUCAAGCUGGUGGUAGCAUGAACUAUUGCGAGAGUUGUAGGAUAGCAGGCGAGACCGUUCUUCAAGCGAUAAACACGAUCGAGGAGGUCUUCGUCGAGAAUAAAUUAAUUUCCGUUGCCGCUGCACAAAGAAACGAGUGCAAGAGCAACCUCUACGAACGAACGCAAUGGUCAGUAAUGAGUAAAUUAACCAAAGGCAUAGGUGAAGACAUCGAAAUGGCGUUGAAGAAAAUGACGAACAGCAAUUUGAAGAUAGAGGCCGUUAAACGAGAACACGAAAAGUCGAUUCGUGAACUACAGUCCAACUUGACGACACAAAAGAAAUGGGUGGAUACUUUGCAAGCGAAAAACUUGGAGCUGAAGAACGCAUUAGAAAAUGUGGAACGGGAACUGGAAUUGACGAAACGAACCGAUGUAACGUUGAAACGCGAAAACAAGACGUUGAAGGAAACAGUGGAGGAUUCAAGGCGACAGAUAUCGAACCUGACCGGCGGAAAUAGCGUUUUGCAAAGUCAGGUGGCUACGUUGGUCGAGAGCAAAUUGGAGCUGGAGAAGACCGUGAUCAGACUGAGGAAGGAAGUCAUCGACACCCGUGAUGCGUGCCUCGAGACAGAACGACGUACCGAAACGCUUCUGAACGAAUCGAGAAAGGUGAACGAUUCGAUGAGAGAUGAACACAGAAAGGAGAUCGAAAGACUGCAACAAGAAAUUGCAUCCUUACGAUCGACGACUGCGAUCAAAACAAAGAAUGAAAAGAUGAAGAAUAAUAGUUGUAGUAAUAAUUCUGAAGGACUUCGAGCAGAUACGAUAUUAAUGCCCGAGGAUAAUCCUGUGGCGGACAUGACACGGCAACUGAUCUCGAAUCGCGAGAAGAUCGAAGUGCUCUCGCGACAGAAUGAGAGGCUGUCGAAGACACUGCACCGUCUACGAGAGUAUCGACUAACGGGCCAAAUCACGACAAACGGCUCCAACAAAUGA